AUGUCGUCCAAGGUAAAACAAGACGGCAAGGCGCCGACCUCGGCCGCUGUGAACCUCAUUGCCGGAGGUGGUGCAGGUAUGAUGGAGGCAUUGGCAUGUCAUCCCCUCGACACGAUCAAGGUCCGAAUGCAGCUGUCGCGGCGCGCGAGGCAGCCCGGCGCACCCAAGCGCGGCUUCAUCAAGACGGGUGUCGAGAUUGUUAAGAAGGAGACGCCGUUGGGUCUGUACAAGGGUCUCGGUGCCGUUCUGACGGGUAUCGUGCCUAAAAUGGCCAUCCGCUUCACGAGUUUCGAGGGGUACAAGAAUGCUUUGGCGGACAAAAACACGGGAGUUGUCAGUGGACAGGCGACAUUCUUGGCCGGUCUCGCUGCGGGCGUCACGGAAGCCGUCGCCGUCGUAACGCCUAUGGAGGUUAUCAAGAUCCGCCUCCAGGCACAACACCACAGCAUGGCUGACCCUCUCGAUAUCCCAAAGUACCGCAACGCCGCGCACGCGCUCUACACGGUCGUCAAAGAGGAAGGCUUCGGCGCGCUUUACCGCGGCGUGUCGCUGACGGCUCUGCGCCAGGGCAGCAACCAGGCCGUCAACUUCACGGCUUACUCGUACUUCAAGGAGGCCCUCAAGAAGUACCAGCCCGAGUUUGAGAAGACGACGCUGCCGGGCUACCAGACGACUCUGAUUGGUCUCGUCAGUGGCGCCAUGGGCCCGUUGAGUAAUGCGCCGAUCGAUACCAUCAAGACGAGGCUGCAAAAGACGCCGGCCGAGUAUGGCGUUAGCGCGUGGAGUCGCAUCACCAAGAUUUCGGCUGAUAUACAAGAAGGAUUCCACGCCUUCUACAAGGGCAUCACGCCGCGUAUCAUGCGAGUUGCGCCCGGCCAGGCUGUGACGUUCACCGUCUACGAAUUCCUCAAGGAGAAGCUGGAGAAGAGCAACCUCGCCUUCUCUGGAGCUGGCUACGAAGAGUGA
Messenger RNA from Colletotrichum paranaense, 966 nucleotides. RefSeq lists its product as uncharacterized. Gene Ontology annotation, cellular component: mitochondrion. The record is from RefSeq and is a predicted model, not a curated record. NCBI's taxonomy places the organism in Eukaryota, Fungi, Ascomycota, Sordariomycetes, Glomerellales, Glomerellaceae. Gene Ontology annotation, biological process: fumarate transport; succinate transport; transmembrane transport. Bases 1 to 966 code for a protein of 321 amino acids. Gene Ontology annotation, molecular function: succinate:fumarate antiporter activity. The transcript has 5 exons.